AUGGCGCUUGCUUUAAUUAGGUGCGUGCUUAGUAUGGAGCUGUCGUGGCCCCUAACACCAAAGAUGAGAGCGCUAUCAAUAUGUAUAACGCUUGGGACCCUGUAUGCCCUUACCCUGGCACAAUCUGAAGAUACUCAGGAGAAGUCGGGAAAAUCCAGAUCGGGUAACCAAGAUGGUGAAAGUCCUAAAGAAGCAUGGAUGAGGGCACCGGCUGUUGGUGUUGUACUUAAAAGUGGAGAAGAUGCUUUACUCACUUGUGUUGUUUUGGGGGCAAACGAUAAACCGGUAUUGUGGAAGAGAGCCAAAGACCUGCAAGUCUUGACUGCUGGUGAUGUACGAGUUACAAGAGAUGAAAGAAUACAAGUUUUGCAUGAUGAUUCGGAAGAACCACUUCAGGGGCCUGGUAUAAAAAAAGGUGGAGAUGUUUGGGCUUUGGUUAUAAAAUCUGUGACAAUUGAUGAUACAGGACUGUAUAUAUGCGAAUUGAACACUGAACCACCUGUCAGAAGCUUCCAUAAGUUAAGUGUUAUACCUACUGUAGUGUAUACUCCACCAAAGGCGACGAAUGUAGACACAUACUCUUCAAAUAUGCCGACUACCGCUCUCGCACAUAACUAUACUAAUUGUUGCGUCAACGCCAACGUAUCGAAGAGUUGUUUAGGAUAUUGUAGUAUACAAAGUAUUUUGGAUGGACCAGGUCAGGAUCCAGAAGCAUGCCAGACAGACUUCCCUUCUAUUGUUAAAUGUAUGGCAGACGGACGUAACCAUGUGCCGUGCUGUAUUCAAGAGCACAUACCCGAUAUCUGCCAGGACGUCUGUAGAGGAGAAUAUUCACCUGUCACUGACAAUAUCAAAACGCAUUACUCUUGUGCUGCAUCUAUGGAAAAAACUUUAGCUUGUAUUGUUGAAGGAAUUGAACUACUACCAAGUCCCCCGGAAGAUGUGGAAGUUGAACCUUUAAACGAAAAACAAUUAAAUGUGUCCUGGAACCCACCAACAGAAAACGUUGAUUCAGUCACAGAAUAUGUUGUCAAUGUGACAGCUUUGCGAUCAUUUGAUGCCCAUUUAAUUGAUCCCUCAGAGAGUUCCCUGAAAAAUAGUACUACUAAAAUGUCCUCAGUCACUUACAAAGUUCCAUCAAAUAAGAAUUUUUUGGUUCUAAAUAAUUUGCUGCCGUUCACAAUGUAUGAAAUUACUGUAACAUCGUACAAUAUUCAUGGAUCAAGUCUACCGAGUUACGGAAUCAGAUCACUAACACUUACUCCUGGUAAGAUGAGAUCGACUGUAGUCGCGGCGGCCCCAAAGCUGCCUGAUGUUAAGGGAUGCUGCACUGCCGCUGGAGUGAACCACUACGGAUGUGUGGAAAAAUUAUGUGAUCCGACAAAAACUUUCGAAAUUGGGUUGCAGGUAACAGACCUGAUGAUCUGCGCACCCUGGGCUGGAGUCACUUUCGGAUGCCUUGCAAAUGGACUAGACCAUACUCCAUGCUGCCGAUCAAGAGGCUUGCCCGAACAAUGCCUGCCGUUAUGCAGCGGAAAUAUUACGUCCUUGGACUUCAAUCACUUUAAGUGUCUUCGCUAUAUGACCUCCUACACGAACUGCCUGCUCCAAGGGUACGGCGUCCUCCCUGGACCCCCAUCUCGUCUCCAUCUGACCAACAUUGACACAGACUAUGCUGUGGUACACUGGGCACCGCCAGCAGCUUUGGCUGAUACCGUUCAAUACUACAACUUGCACUUCAAAUCAUUGCAGUCAGAAGAAGAUUACAGAACUUUGGAUAAGGUCCAAUCACCGCAUAUCCUAGAAGACCUGGAAUCAAACACCGAUUAUGAGAUAUUUGUGGACGCAGUCAAUGAACAUGGUGUUGGUGAAGCGUCUCCCAGACUUAUAUUUAGAACUCAAAGCCAGGUUUUGGAAGAUGAAGAAGAAAAUGCCAACGCCUACAACAUAACAGCUUGCUGUGAACGUGUACAGUUGUCUAGUGUUUGCAUGCCACUUUGUUCUUACAAUGCCAAGAUGUCCAACUUGAGAACCCUCGCACCGCUUUGUGAACAGGAGUUUAAUAAGCUCGUCAGAUGUGGCGCUGGAGGUCGCAAUCACGAAACUUGUUGUGCAAGACGAGGUGUGCCAGCUUCAUGUCGAGGCGCUUGCACAGGAGCUUAUAGCGGCUUAUUCUACUCUUGCAUUGCGUAUGUUGGCAACAUCGUGCAAUGUUUUGAAGAGGGCACUGGUCUCCUACCUGGCCCUCCAAGAGAAGUACACGCAGUGAUAUCCCACGACAAGUUGUUCUUGGACUGGACAAUGCCAACGGAUGGGGCUAAUGCCACUUCAUACACUGUACACUGGCAAAAAAUAAGCAAUAACACUCAGCCCUACUAUUACAAUACUGUACAGCUAGACAACCAAAUGAACGUAACACAAACGAUGGCGCGUAUUGAAGGGCUGGAAGUGAACAGCACUUAUCAUCUUUUCGUAGUGGCUGUAAAUGAUAAAGGGACAUCUCUACCUUCUAGUAUGCUGCUUCUUAACAUCACUGACGGAGACACAGAAAACAAGGAAGUGUCAGGCAUCCCAUCUCCUCCACACUCGUUAUCUGUGUCAUCGCACUCGGCCACGUGGCUAGCUCUUAGUUGGCAACCACCACAAUUUUCAUUACCUGAUGAGAAAAUUUCUUAUACAUUGUACUACAAGAUGCCAAGUCAGACCGGCCAGAGCAACGUCACUAAGAUCACAACUUCUGUGUCUGGUCAUACGUUAGAGAAGUUGACUCCUAACACUCAGUACGUUGCAUGGGUGAAAGCACAUACUGAUGCUGGCGACUCCUUGCCUUCAGAGACAUUGUUAGCUUGGACCGAUCCGGCUUAUCCAGCAUUUGUAGAGCCGCCAACAAUAAAUCCUGUCAACUUAGUCGUAGAAGGAACCAGUAUGACGAUACUCUGCAUUGCGAUGGGAACUCCGACGCCAACCAUAUCUUUAUACAUCUCUGGUCGUCUCGUCCGUCAAGAAGUGACUCGCCACAUGGUGACGGUGGUCCACAAUGUUACUCGGGAUAUGGACCUGAUAUCUUGUUACGCUGACAACGGCUAUGGAACUCCUAUGCAAGCUUCUAGGAAGAUCAAUAUUUCACACAUACCGACAAUCCAAGCAUCUGGCAUCACGAUGGCUGCAGCGGGUGAUUCUGUGAUUUUAGAAUGCAGAGUGGAAGCCCUUCCUAAGCCUACUAUAGCCUUCUGGAGAGACCCUAAUGGACGGACACCUGUAAUUGAUGGUCCAAAUUACACAAUUCAACUACUGGCCGAUGCUGAGGAAAAAACAAAGUACACAAUGCGUCUGAUAAUAAAGAAGAUAACAGAAGCAGAUGAAGGCGAUUACUUCUGCCACGCAGAGAACGCUUUCGGCAAGACACUUAGACCAGUUUCGGUGCGUCUAAGGUCUAGCAAUCCUCAUCACAACGUCACCGAAUGCUGUACUCAGAUGAACGUAUCGUCUGCUUGCAUCGACGCUUGCAGCUUCCAUCUGGACAUGGACAACAUUAUGGACCGGCCAGAGUGUAUGAACGAUUUUGACAAACUAAUGAAAUGUGCUGCGGAUGGUUCAGAUCAUAGAAGUUGCUGUGCUUCUUGGGGAGUCCCUCGUAAUUGUCUGGAGCUUUGUCGUGGAGGACCAGUGUCUAGGACUUGUGCCCUGCAGCAUGCGAGAAGAGCUUUAGCCUGCUUUAGAGAUUCUGGAGCUAGAAUGCCUGGACCACCUAGGAACUUAAGAGCCCACGCAGCGCCUACGCCUCAUGCAGUUUUGUUGAGUUGGGAACCUCCUCGAAAGAAUCCAGAUACUGUUUACUUGUACAGAGUGUUCUGGCGCGCAUAUGGAGCUAAGGUUCCAGAAAAGUUGGACACUAGUGAAACAAGCGUUGUUCUCACUGGAUUGCAAGAUGACGUGAGAUAUGAGUGUGUUGUGAAGUCUGCUAAUGAAGUCGGCACAUCUUCUCUCAGCGAGCCUAUAAUGUUCACGACCGCGGGUCAAGAGACAGGUGCAGCAGCGGCCCCUGUAUCCACUUCUGGUACAGCAUCAGCUGUCGGAGUAGCAGUAGCCUGUAUACUAGUGGCCGCUAUUCUUUUAGCUGCGGGCUUUUAUUAUAGGCACAGAAAGAAUCUUAGACUCAAAGCCCAAGGUGGAGUCGCUUUUGAAAAUCCAAGCUACCUCCGGGAACCAAACCCUGAUAACGUUGUUAAUGGUACUAUGCCAAACGGCACAGCUAAUGGAGAUAACGGAAUAUCAAACGGUAUCUCCAGCAGUGCAGCCUGGAGACAAGAGACCCAAGCCCCUGGAACCACAGGGCCUAGGGAAGUCGAUCCCACACUGUAUGAGGAACUGAAGCUCGGGCAUGAUGGUGCGGGUUUCAAGAGAUUGAAACCA
This is a messenger RNA of Brenthis ino (lesser marbled fritillary), 4413 nucleotides long. NCBI's taxonomy places the organism in Eukaryota, Metazoa, Arthropoda, Insecta, Lepidoptera, Nymphalidae. The record is from the annotation of a GenBank genome assembly.